Sinocyclocheilus anshuiensis is the source of this 1423-nucleotide messenger RNA. Its product is annotated as zinc finger protein 239-like. The record is from RefSeq and is a predicted model, not a curated record. The transcript has 2 exons. Gene Ontology annotation, molecular function: DNA-binding transcription factor activity, RNA polymerase II-specific; RNA polymerase II cis-regulatory region sequence-specific DNA binding. NCBI's taxonomy places the organism in Eukaryota, Metazoa, Chordata, Actinopteri, Cypriniformes, Cyprinidae. The annotation marks the transcript as partial. Gene Ontology annotation, biological process: regulation of transcription by RNA polymerase II.
GAAGAAACCAAGGAGAAUGAAGAAUUGAGUGAAGUUGAGGAGAAACCUGAAGAAAAAACUUUGAAUUGCUCUCAAACCAAGCAGAAGGAUAUAAAGAAAAGAAGAGCCAAGAAAUCUUUCACCUGCACUCAGUGCGGAAGAUUCGGUCGGUCAGGAAUCCUAAAAACACACGAGAGGAUCCACACUGGAGAGAAACCGUACACAUGUGAUCAGUGCGGGAAGAGUUUCACACGAAAAGGACACCUUACAGGACAUAUGAGAGUUCAUACUGGAGAGAAACCAUACACUUGUGAACAAUGCGGGAAGAGUUUCACACUAAAAGGACAUCUUACAGAGCAUAUGAGGAUCCACACUGGAGAGAAACUUUAUACAUGUGAUCAGUGCGGGAAAAGUUUCGCACGAAAAGGACACCUUACAGGGCAUAUGAGAGUUCAUACUGGAGAGAAGCCAUACACUUGUGAUCAAUGUGGGAAGAGUUUCACACAAUCAGCACACCUUAAGGAACAUAUGAACAUCCACACUAGAGAGAAACUGUACGCAUGUGAUCAAUGCGACAAAACAUUUUUGAGAGCUUCAGACCUGAGGAAACACCUGAGAGUUCAUACAAAGGAGAAGCCACAUUCAUGUCAUUUGUGUGGAAAGAGAUUUUCAUGUUUAGAAAAUGCAAAAAAACAUCAGAAAAUACAUACUGGUGCGAGAGAUCAUGUGUGCUUUGAGUGUGGGAGGACUUUUUCUACAGCUGAACAUUUAAAACAGCACCAGAGGAUUCACACUGGAGAAAAACCUUAUAAGUGUUCACACUGUGACAAGAGAUUCAGUCAGUCAACAACUCUGAAAAAACACGAGAGGAUCCACACUGGAGAGAAACCGUAUCACUGCAUUGCAUGUGGGAAGCGUUUCAAUUGUUCAUCUGCUUUACACAGUCAUACAAAACGCAAUCACAGUAAGCAGAUCAUCUUCAGAUCCAGCACUUUCAGGUCUGAUGCUGUGUCCUCACCAAAUGAGACACAAUAAUGCAUCAAGUAAUAAAAUAUCAUCUGGAUAAAUCUGUCCUAACCAGACAUUACAAGCGGCAAAACGAAGAAACAUUAUCUAAAGUUUUCACAGUGAAUAAAGUUCAUCUUCAUCUUCAAAACCAGCAGAUUCAACUGUGAGAUUCAGAUCAACUCAAGGAUGGAGUUCCUCUCCAAAGAACAAUGUCAAAAAGGUUUAUUCUUGUAUACCAUUUUGUUUCAUGAUAUAAAUUAUAUCAUUGUGUUUUCUUAUGAGUUUCAUAUCAUGUUCAAUUGUCUUAUAAUGCAUGUAUCACUUGUUCUGUGAGAUUCAGAUCAAGUCAAAAGCCCUAUUCGGAUGGUAAAUGUUUCUCCUGACACCUUGAGAUUGAAAUAACAUGAUAAUAGAUAAUGAACUCAUGAAGCAGUGG